Messenger RNA from Ctenopharyngodon idella (grass carp), 2048 nucleotides. RefSeq names its product COMM domain containing 2 (gene commd2). The record is from RefSeq and is a predicted model, not a curated record. Lineage: Eukaryota; Metazoa; Chordata; Actinopteri; Cypriniformes; Xenocyprididae. The transcript is spliced from 5 exons. Bases 164 to 763 code for a protein of 199 amino acids.
ACUACUGUAGCUCUUCUCGUUUGUUUCACUCGGACUGUAUUGAGAUGCGCGCACAGCUGAUCAUGUGAUUGUAAUUCAGGAGAAGCUUCACUAAACAUCUUUUGAUUUACAAAUAUAACCUGAAGCUUUAUUUUGUGUGAUGAUAUAUUAAAAGCGUCAUAAAAUGCUGUUAGUUUUAUCUGAGGAACACAAGGAACAUUUAGGAUUCUUAUCAGAAGUGGAUCCUGCGGUUGUUGGAGAAUUUGGCCGAAUUGCUGUGGAGUUUCUGAAAAAGGGCUCAAACCCUAAAAUAUAUGAGGGAGCGGCACGGAAGCUGAAUGUGCCAUCAGAGAGCAUCCAGCAUGGCGUGGAGGGUUUGAUGUAUCUCCUCACCGAGAGCUCCAAACUUAUGAUUUCAGAGGUGGAUUUCCAGGACUCCGUGCUGGUGUUGGGAUUCUCAGAGGAGCUCAAUCAACUUCUUCUCCAGCUGUAUUUGGAGAACAGGAAGGAGAUCCGACAGAUUCUCAGCAAACUCGCCCCCAGCCUCCCCCAUUACCACAACCUGGAGUGGAGGCUCGAUGUUCAUUUGGCCAGUCGGGCUCUUCGCCAUCAAGUGAAGCCCACCGUGACCCUGAAGCUGCACCUUGAGGACGGAGCGAGACACAGUUCCCACGUGCUGCAGACGGAUCCCGCCACGCUGCAGCACCUUAUUCAAGAGCUGGAACGAGCGCUCGCCGAGCUCAAGAGCAACCACUGCCGCCGCAUACUCCGCAACAUCAAAUAGUGCCGUGCUGACAGCUUCAGCUGCCAUCAUGUCCGGCAACACUAAUGAACUGCACAGAAAGGGUUUGUUUGUUUGAUUCUGAUGACUUUAACAACAACAAGAUAUUCUUCAACUAUGAUGUUUGAUACGAGGAAGGGCAUUUAAUCCUGAUUACAGCUGUUUGCAUAAAUCUUCACAGUUUUAAUUUGACCUUAAAGGGGUUAGUUCACCCAAAAAUGACAAUUCUGUCAUCAGUUACUCAUGUCGUUCCAAACUCAUGAUACUUUCGUUCAUCAUUGGAACACAAAUGAAGAUAUUUUAAUGAAAUCUGAGAGAUUUCUGUCCCUUAAUUGAAAAUCAAUUCACUCAAAAUGUUCAUAAAGAGAUUGUAAACUAAAACCAUAUGAAUGGAAUGCAUAUAAUCCAAAUCUUCUGAAGAGACAUGGUCGCUUAUAUGAUGAACAGAUUUAAUUUAGGCUUUUCAUCAUAUAAAGCGAUCGUGUUGCUUCAGAAGACUUGGACUAAACCACUCGAUACAUAUGGAUUUGUUUUACGAUCAAUCUUUAUGAAUAUUUUGAAGCGUCAGAGUUGACUGUCAACAGAGGGACAGUAAUCCCUCAGAUUUAAUUUAAAAUAUCUUCAUCUGUAUUUCGAAGAAGAACGAAAGUUGGUUUUGGAAUGACAUGAGGGUGAGUAAUUGAUGACAGUUUUCAUUUCUGAGUUAACUCACCCUUUAAAGCAGUGAUGCUCCACUGGCCCUACAGUUGUUUCUUAGAGAAGAAUCAAUGCUGAUUUGAUAGUUUCAUUUGUGCCAUAAGUAUUAACGGAUGACUUUGCAUUUAUUAUAAGUAUGUACACAAGGAAUGGAAGGGUUUAUCGUGUGUAUUUCUGGGCAAGGUGUUUACAUUCCCAGCAAUAUAUGGACAUUUCGGACCAAUUUUACUGAAUGUCAUAUUGAUCAGUUAUUGCACUUUUUCUUGAGUGUCCAUAAUGUAGAGUAAUGAUCAGGCUGAAUCUGCACUGUUUUUAGCAUUUUCUGCACUUGGGCAUCUACAGAAUUCUGCACAAAGAAUGAGGAAAAAAUGUGUUAAAUGGAACUGAGAGCUCCACACUUUUAUCUGUAAAUGCCGGAUGUCUUCAUUCUUGUGCUCGCAGAGUCAGUGUGGGCCUGGUAAUAAGAACAAGAUGAACAUUAAACUGCCUUUUUCCUCAAUACGCAUUGCACUGUUAACAUUUGAACUGUUUUCACAGAUGUGUUUUUAGUUGUUUUUCAUCAGUUCCUGUAAUAAAAACAUAAUCCAUAUAA